Messenger RNA from Coccomyxa subellipsoidea C-169, 1579 nucleotides. RefSeq names its product NAP-domain-containing protein. Lineage: Eukaryota; Viridiplantae; Chlorophyta; Trebouxiophyceae; Coccomyxaceae. The coding region runs from base 42 to 1160 and encodes 372 amino acids. Gene Ontology annotation, cellular component: chromatin; nucleus. Gene Ontology annotation, molecular function: chromatin binding; histone binding. Gene Ontology annotation, biological process: nucleosome assembly. The record is from RefSeq and is a predicted model, not a curated record. The transcript is spliced from 12 exons.
AUUCCCUCCAGUCGCCUUCGAAUUGCGCAUUUAAUAAGGUUAUGUCACAACCGGUGGCGGAGGAAGAAGUGUUUGACGCCAAUCCAGCAGGUCACAUGCUAGGAGCAGAAGGCAACGCUGCAUUGGUCGAGGUUAUUCAGGCGCGGCUGAACACCAUGAUUGGCAAAUCGUCAGGCUUUGUGGAGACUCUGCCCGCGCAGAUCCAGGCGCGCAUCCAGGCGCUGCAAGAUCUGCAGGAGAGCCAUGACGAGCACGAGAGUGAGUACCAGAAGGAGCUGAAAGCGCUGCAGGCCAAGUACGACGCCCUUUACGCGCCGCUGUAUGAGGAGCGCAAGGCGAUUGUGAACGGCGAAAAAGAAGUCCCCGCGCCAAAAGAGGCCGAGGGCAAGGCCAAGGAGGAGGAGGGGGUCCCCGCGGGCAUCCCCGAGUUCUGGCUCGGCGUCCUGCGCGCCAACCGCGUCAUCGGCGAGUCGCUGUCGGAGAAGGACGAGGAGGUGCUGAAGCACCUGACUGACAUCAGCGUUGCUGAGCUGGCGCCCGAGGCUGAUGAGGACGGCGAUGAGAUUGGCGGCUUCAAGCUCAUCUUCCACUUCUCCCCCAACCCCUUUUUCGACCAACCCACCCUGGAGAAGACGUACUACAUUUACGAGGAGGAUGGCGAGCCGAUGCUGCACCGCGCGGAGGGAACCAAGAUCGACUGGGCCACCGGCAAAAACCCCACCGUCAAGGUGAUGCGCAAGAAGGCCAAGCCCGGCAAGGGCGGCCGCGGAACAGCGCCCAAGAUGCUCACGAAGCUCGAGCCCGUGCCCUCCUUCUUCAACUUCUUCACUCCUCCCCAGGAGCCUGAAGAGGAUGAGGAGAUUGAUGAGGAGGAUUUAGAGGAGCUGCGCAACGCCCUCGAGGAGGACUUUGAGAUCGGGGAGACGAUCCGCACUCGCAUAAUUCCCCACGCGGUCAAGUGGUACACGGGGGAGGCGAAUGAGGAUGACGAGGACGAUGACGAGGAUGAUGACGAGGACGAUGACGUCGACGAAGACGACGAUGAGGACGAUGACGAGGACGAUGACGAGGAUGCGGCUGAUGAGAAGGAGAUCAAGCAGGCGCUCAAGGGCGGUGAGGGAGAUAAGGGCGAGAAGCCUCCGGAGUGCAAGCAACAAUGAGCCCGGUCAAGCAGGAAAAUUCCAGGUGUCUAAAACAAGGACCAUAUGGCCUGUGGACGAGAGAGGGAGCUGACAGGGAAAAGCUUUGCAGCAGAAAAUUAAGCUGACUUAAUAUUUGCCAGUUCAUUGUUCCAGGCAAAGCGGGUGCCAGCAGGGUGCCUCUAAGCAGUACAUAAGUGUGUUUGUUUUAUUGCAAGCGGGGCCGGGGUUGCAAGUAAACAACAUGGGGUUUCUUGCGCAAAUUUGAGGACAGGAAACGGAUCGGUUGAUUCCAUUGUAUGCAGGAAGUAGUGCCUGUGAGCGUGCAAUUGAGACACUAGCAAUGCUUUUGAUUAGUAUUGGGCUUGAAGUGACUCCAGGAUCACCUCCCAAUUUAAAUUAUGAUCAAGAACAUCAUAGUGUAAUACAUGCACAGCGGC